GUGAUAAGUUGAGCGUGUGCAGACAAACUAUCAGGUUGUUCUGGAAGCCUGAAGGUGUGGAUGUGAGGACGUGCUGCCCCCACCUGAAUGUUAUAUUGUCCAUGAGGUGUUUGUUAUGUUUGCAGAAAUAUCAAAGAGACCACCUAUAAACAACAUUUUGGAAGGAAAGCACCAUGUCGGCCUUUAAGCCUAGAUCUUUGCAGACUCUGGUUCUAACCCCGGAGAAGAUCCCGAGUUUCUUUCUCCUACCCUGCACGCCGCGGCCUUAUCCGGUGUCCCCGGAGCGGACCAGACUACUUUCUCAUCAUGGUGGUGAUAGUGAGCGCCCCCCUGAGAACCCACCUAGCCCUGCAUCCUCUCCCAAAUUCCACACACCCCUGCCAGUCAUUCACCCUCACAAUGCCGCUGCAGUAUCUGCGGACGUAGACAUGGACCUGACCACACGUGCAGCUAUGUCGCUGUGUCACGUGCCGAAGGUGACCACGCCCUACGGUUUCCGCAAUGUGUUGGCUGUGAGCCCCUGCACACGGCGACGGGAGUCCCUGUUUCAUCGGAACAGAGGAGACCCCCACACUGUAUCUGACCCAGCAGACCUUGGUCCUGGUCCCAGUCCUAGCAGGUGUGCUAGGACUGCAUCCCUGCAUCCAAUGAGGACUCUGGGUCUGCAGGUCAUUAAGGCACUCCAGAGACCUGCAGCUACUCUAAAAGCUCUAAGUCCUGCAAUCCAAAGGACUACCCCCAAGUGAUGUCACAUACAACCACACUCAUCUGAUAGGUGGAGCAGAUCUGAAACUGCUGCUGGUUUUAAGCUGUUUUAAUAAAAUGUUUGAAUUACA
Maylandia zebra (zebra mbuna) is the source of this 836-nucleotide messenger RNA. The record is from RefSeq and is a predicted model, not a curated record. Lineage: Eukaryota; Metazoa; Chordata; Actinopteri; Cichliformes; Cichlidae.